Molecule: messenger RNA, 1673 nt
Organism: Anguilla anguilla (European eel)
Lineage: Eukaryota; Metazoa; Chordata; Actinopteri; Anguilliformes; Anguillidae
Gene: pmpcb
Product: peptidase, mitochondrial processing subunit beta
Exons: 13
Coding region: 51-1523 (490 amino acids)
Cellular component (GO): mitochondrion
Molecular function (GO): metalloendopeptidase activity; metal ion binding
Source: RefSeq, a predicted model, not a curated record
CACGACCAAGUCGUAAUACGUUGCAUUGCGUAAGGUAGUAUUAUUCAAGCAUGUGCGCAAUAGGAAGUUCGCGGAUAAACAACAUGGCGGCGUCCUUGCAGCGAGUGGGCCUUGCUGGGAAAUACAUUAUCAAGAAGACAUGUGGUUUAACGAGGCCGCUUAUUGGAUCAAGGAGACAUAGGGCGACAGAGGCUGUUAGCCAAAUAGUUUUAAAUGUUCCCGAAACAAAGGUAACCACCCUGGAAAAUGGACUCAGGGUGGCAUCGGAGGAUUCGGGUCUGGCGACCUGUACGGUCGGGCUUUGGAUUGAUGCUGGAAGUCGGUAUGAAAACGAAAGAAACAACGGAACUGCUCAUUUCCUUGAACAUAUGGCAUUUAAGGGUACAAGAAAGCGUUCACAACUCGAUCUUGAGCUGGAGAUUGAGAAUAUGGGAGCUCACUUAAACGCCUAUACGUCCAGAGAACAAACCGUGUAUUAUGCGAAAGCCUUUUCCAAGGACCUUCCUCGAGCUGUUGAGAUCCUUGCUGACAUCAUCCAAAACAGCACCUUAGGAGAGGCUGAGAUCGAGCGAGAGCGAGGGGUAAUCCUUAGAGAGAUGCAGGAAGUAGAGACCAACCUGCAGGAGGUGGUGUUUGAUUACCUCCACGCCACGGCGUACCAGGAAACAGAACUGGGCAGAACCAUCCUUGGGCCCACGGAAAACAUCAAAACUAUAAACAGGGGUGAUCUUGUUGAGUAUAUCACAACACACUACAAGGGGCCAAGGAUUGUGCUGGCUGCUGCUGGAGGAGUAUCACACAAUGAGCUAAUUGACUUGGCAAAAUACCACUUUGGGAAGCUGCCUGCCAGGUACAAAGGGGAAACUCCAGAAGUGCCCCCUUGCAAUUUCACAGGAAGUGAGAUCCGUGUGAGAGAUGACAAAAUGCCUCUGGCGCACAUAGCCAUAGCUGUGGAGGCUGUCGGCUGGUCACACCCAGACACCAUCCCUCUCAUGGUAGCCAACACACUCAUUGGAAACUGGGACCGUUCAUUUGGAGGGGGUGUGAAUCUUUCUAGCAAGCUGGCACAGAUGGCAUGCCAGGGCAAUCUCUGCCACAGCUUCCAGUCCUUUAACACCUGUUACACAGACACCGGCCUGUGGGGGCUCUAUACGGUCUGUGAGCCCGGCACCGUCAGCGACAUGAUGCACUUUACACAGCAAGAAUGGAUGUCUCUCUGUACGAAUGUCACAGAGAGUGAGGUGGCGAGAGCCAAGAAUCUUCUGAAGACAAACAUGCUCCUGCAUCUGGAUGGGUCCACCCCAAUAUGCGAGGACAUCGGCAGGCAGAUGCUGUGCUAUAGCCGCAGGAUUCCCCUCCACGAGCUGGAGGCCCGGAUCGAUGCCAUUAGUGCAAAAACCAUCAAGGACGUCUGUACAAAGUACAUCUUCGACAAGAGUCCUGCGAUCGCAGCUGUUGGGCCAAUCGAACAACUUCCAGACUACAAUCGGAUCCGGAGUGGAAUGUACUGGCUGAGAACCUGAGAAAUAGCCUGUGCUCACCUUUGACUGAUAUAACCUGCACCUCAUACCCCAGACUCUUUAAAUUAAACACAUUGAGAGUAUAAAAAUCCCAUGUUGUUUUCCUUAGCAGUUUUAUUAUAAAAUAAAGACAACACAAUAACAUUAAAAGAA